Acanthisitta chloris (rifleman) is the source of this 1974-nucleotide messenger RNA. It is a transcript of the gene DNAI7, whose product is annotated as cancer susceptibility candidate 1. The transcript is spliced from 13 exons. The record is from RefSeq and is a predicted model, not a curated record. Lineage: Eukaryota; Metazoa; Chordata; Aves; Passeriformes; Acanthisittidae. Bases 1 to 1974 code for a protein of 657 amino acids. Gene Ontology annotation, cellular component: axoneme. Gene Ontology annotation, molecular function: beta-tubulin binding; microtubule binding.
AUGCAAAAGCUUGAGGCAAAAGAUAAGGAACGAAGAGAGUCUGAACUUGCAGAGCUUCAAUCACUGGAACAGAAGUUUCUGUCUGCACAGCAGUGGAAAAGGGAUUACAGAGCAUAUACAAAGUGGGAGCAUUACCUCAGCUGUGAUGGAAGUCCUGACCCAACUGAGCUGCAGGAAAUCAACACUUUCAUGAGCUUAUGGCGUGAAGAUCAAGAUGAGGACAUUCAACUUGUGAUGGAGAAGGGGAAAGAGGUGCUAAACUUAAUUGAGAAGUUGCAGUUACUUUUACUGGACAUACCUCCAAAUGAGAUCACAGAGAAAGAAACAGUCCAGUACCAGGAAUCUAUUCUGGAAUUGCAGAAUCUGCUUCAUCAGAAAUACAAUGAAGCUACAGAGCACCUGAUCAAAACAGCUAGUAUGCCUGAAGACUCUGAAACUGGCAAUAUGCAGGCAAUUGUGAAGGAUCAAAAUGUCACUUUCUGUAUAUGGGUCAAUCUGAAGAAGGAAGUAAGCUUCAAAAAUCACACAUUUUGUGAGGCACAGCACGGAUUUGAUCUUCCAGAGUCCCUGGCUGUGAGCAGUGUUGCAGUUCGCAUACUGCACACUCGUUAUGAUCAUGUGUCUCCACCGUGUCUCCAGCAGCAGAGUGUGCCAAAGCCAGAAGUCUUAGAGAGCAAAGAGUUAACUCAGCAUCCAAACAAUGUCGAAGAGCCAGAAGAGGGAAAGAAAGCCACAGAAGAACUCAUUGUGCCUGCUGGGAAAGAAACCUGUUCUAGUGGAGGAAAGAAUGUUGCCUCAUUGGAAGAAAGCAGCGGCAGCACAGCUGAUAGAAAUGAGACAGAGGGGAAAACUGAGGAGAAAUCAGAAAACUUGGACAUACCAUCACAAGUACAGGACCCACUGAUGCAGGAAGAGACAAGAGACAAAGAAGAGGCAAUAACUGGUGAAACCAUUGUUGAUUUGCAGCAGUUCAUGCCUGUGGGUGGUGUGUAUCACAUCAAUGCACUGCAGCUUCCACCUCAGGCCAAACAAAUCAAGGACUGGAGCAUGGUGGAGGUACUUGAUGUUAAGUUGGAGGAAUACCCAUAUCCCCCAGACGAGGCUGAGGAUGGCAUACAUCCCCCAAUCCAGAUAACCCUCAGACUUCCUGACAAUGUGAUGUAUUUUCAGCCUCCUCUGGUAGCCAGGUGGGAUCCUGCAGGUCAGCAGUGGAGAACUGAUGGCAUCAAGAAUACAACAUACAAAACACAAGGCAAGAGCAUCACCUUUGAGCUGGAUGCCUUUUACACCAUAGCCCUUCUUCAGGAUGCUCAUCUCAACAUGCCCUAUCAGGCAUGGGAAUUGCAACCUACUGGCAUGGAUGAGGCACUCCUUGCAGUUACUGCAGUCUUUGCAACAAUUCAGAUACAGAUUAAGGGUCAUCAGUGUAUGUUGUCUUCAGUAGUGGUGGAGGAGAAGGAUGUGCUUUCCCAUAUCACAGGAAAAUGGAUGAGUCCAGUUGCACUAAGAGCAGCUCUGAAAAGAGCUGGUGUGAACAUUUUCCCAGAAGAGCAUUCUCACAAGUACGUCCCACUGAAGAAGAAGGCUGCCCUGGCAGAGGUUAAGGCCUAUCAACAAAUGGCUCUGGUGGCAUCUGCUUUUGCUUUUGCCUGGAGCAAGUGGAAUGUAGAAGCAGGUCAAGAGCAAGUAGUGUUCAAGGUAAGCGAGCAGCUUAAAACAGAUUCUGUCAAAGACAACAGCUGGUCUCUUUACAUGUUUAAUGGUCAGAAAGCACAAAAACUCAAGAUCACUGAAACCAGUGCAGCUUUUUCAGAAGAGCUGGAGGAUGACUCUGAAUUUCACUCCACACUCUACCAUAUGCUUAAGGAUUUUGCCAGCGAAGAAGCAAUGGCUAAAGUGGAAAGAGCUAACUACCUGUUUAUUGAUGUCGUAUAUCAGCUGCUCCUUGCUACAAGAGUUCUAACAUACUCUUAA